Messenger RNA from Podospora anserina S mat+, 2313 nucleotides. RefSeq lists its product as uncharacterized. Gene Ontology annotation, cellular component: membrane; exocyst. The record is from RefSeq and is a predicted model, not a curated record. The transcript has 9 exons. NCBI's taxonomy places the organism in Eukaryota, Fungi, Ascomycota, Sordariomycetes, Sordariales, Podosporaceae. Gene Ontology annotation, biological process: exocytosis; intracellular protein transport; Golgi to plasma membrane transport. Bases 1 to 2313 code for a protein of 770 amino acids.
AUGCCGAGAAAAGCCCAAACGUGGGAUGAUUACGACUCGGCUGUAGCUCAGAUCAUCCUCGCGCCCUCCGACUCGGAUUUCCUCGAUCAACUGAUACCAGUGUUGAAAGAUGCGACAACGAGCAGCCGAAUCGGAUCCCUCGCCCAGAGCUUGUCGCAGUAUGCCGAGGACCGCGAAGGCGACAUCGAGCAGAUCGGGUUGACGAAGCAUGAGGAGUUCCUGGGAUCCGUCAAUCAACUACAAAAGGUGCGCGAGGGUACUGUGGCUUUGACAGCCGAAAUCUUGGACCUCAACCAGUCCAUCCAGGCCAGCACCGAGAAGUUGGCCGAGCAAAAGCAGGCGCUGGUCAACACGCGCGGGGUCAGGCAGAAUAUCACGGAUGUAUCAAACGCUCUGGAGGAAUCGCUCAAGAUAUUGCGCGCUGUCAAUAAUGCGCACGAACUUAUUCGGAAGAAGGAAUAUCAUCGUGCCCUCAAGUCGUUGGAGGACCUGCAGAACGAACACUUGAUCCCCACCAUCCAGAACAAGUAUGCGACCCAGUACAAGCUUGCCGACAUGAUUCAACGGUCUAUCCCGGCAUCUCAAAAGACGAUUUCCGAGUCCGUCAUGGCAGAUUUGAACAAGUGGUUUCUGGAGGUUCGAGAAAAGUCCCAACUUCUUGGCGAGAUUGCCUUCUUCGCGACACAGCAGCGACGGGAGAGGCAAAAGAAGCGCGCCGAAGUCAAUGAAUAUCUGAAGAAUUUCAAGUUGAAUUCUGCCAUCGAGCUGGUCUUUGAUGAAAGUAAUGAGUUUGACGUAAUCGACAACGAGGAGAACCAGAUUGACUUCACCCCGUUACACAAAGCCUUGCAUACCCACGAUGCCCUCGGUCAAGUCGACAAGUUCCGUGUAGAGUAUGCAGCAACGAGACGACAACAAAAGGAUCUGAUAAUGCCCUCAAGUUCCGAAAACAUCUUUGCCGGGGGUGACGACGAGACCUUGAUGGGACUUUUGGAGAACAUUGCUGGAUUUGCCAUUAUUGAGAAGGCGACCGUGAUGCGAGCACCCUCAAUAAGAUCAACAAUUGGUCUCUGGGAUUCCAUGUGCCAAACCGCUAUACGAGUGAUCGCCAAGUCGUUACAGGAGGUCAACGAUGCAGAUUUGCUGGUCAAAAUCAAGAUGAACAUUGCUCUUUUCAUUGAGACCAUGGAGCUCACCCUAUUCUACAAAUACGCUGAGCUUCUCCGCCGUCGCUUCGGCGAGGACUUCCAAGAGGUAAGCCCGCUUUUCGUCAUCGUGUCCACGGACGAUUACAUGCCUAUGGCAAUCAACACACGCGACGAAUACCAAAAGGUCGUCGACGUGACCUGGUUUGUUGACGACAAACCAGAAGAAGAGCUUGUGUACGUAUCCCGACCCUUCCCUUGCGUGCUGCCAUUCUCACAGAUGUAUCCCUUGUGCUGCAUAGAUAUUAGGAAUCUGUUGAAUCAGUUCUUGAUUUUUACAUCGGAGCACUUUCACAACCCGAAUGUGGUUGAUGAGACGCUACGGAAGUCUCUCGAUGAGCUUUUGACCGAUAUCGUAUGCCAGUCUCUUGUUGAACGGCUGAACUCGCAGUAUCUAGGACAGAUCGUGCAGAUUUUGAUCAACCUCGAGCACUUUGAGACAGCCUGCCAGGUACUGGAGCAGAUCCUGAUCCGGGAACGAUCAUCCACAUCGGCUGGUGGACCGAUCACACUCAAGGCGACUGAGGCGUUCAGAAGCAACAAGAAAGCCGCUGAAAAGCGCAUCUUUGAGCUCGUCAACUCCAAAAUCGAUGACUUGGUGGACACCUCGGACUAUGACUGGACAGCCACAACCCCGCCCAAGGAGACGAGCAAUUACAUGCAGACAUUGACUAGGUACCUGUCUAACAUUAUGAACUCGACUUUGCUGGGUCUUCCGAGGGAGAUCAAGGAGCUCAUUUACUUUGAUGCGUUGAGUCAUGCGGCAAAUAAGAUCUUGGCCCUGCCAUUAUCUCCCGACGUCAAAAAGAUCAACCCCAAUGGCGUGGCUGCCAUGGCCUUGGACGUCCAGCACCUCUCAAAAUUCGUCGGGGGCCUUGAGAACGCGUUCAUGCUGGAGCAGAACCUGGACGAGCUGCAGCAGACGGUGGCGCUCAUGCAGACGGAGAACCACGACGAGUUCUUUGAUAUUUCCAUCCGCAACAAGAAGUUUGGUCGGGUGGAUGCCAUGAAUGGACCUAUCUUGUUGGAGAAGCUCACCCAAACAGUCGACGCCCCAGCUCGCACAGCGCCGCUUGCUAACUUCAGCUCGCGUUUCGGGCUGAGGUGA